Messenger RNA from Salvia hispanica, 1431 nucleotides. NCBI's taxonomy places the organism in Eukaryota, Viridiplantae, Streptophyta, Magnoliopsida, Lamiales, Lamiaceae. The record is from RefSeq and is a predicted model, not a curated record.
AUGUCAAAAAAGAAUAGAGAUCUGGGAACGGCUGUUGGGCGGAACCCCACUUACACUCUUGAAUGCUCAUUAAGGAGAGUAAGAGACCUUGAUGACUGCCUUAGAUGGGAAACCCAUUUGCCAUUGCCUGCUGUGGAUAGAAUUAAUUCAAAGUCAGACAACCAAUGUUAUGUUUGGGACAAUGUACUGAUCCUGUUUCUGCCUGUUCUAUCCUUCUGCGAUGGUUGUAGGUUGAGUCAAGAGUGGCAGGCAUACAUUUCUCGCACCCAUAAACUACGGAAGACUUUCAUUUCUGUGAAAGGAAUUUAUUAUCAAGCAGAGGUCGAGGGGCAAAAAGUUACUUGGUUAACUCCUCAUGCAUUGCAACAAGUACUGCCUGAAGUGGAUUACAGGGUCUUGCUUACCUUUUUGGAAUUUUAUGAGACUCUUCUUGCAUUUGUUAACCACAGACUCUAUCAUUCAAUAAAUGUGACAUAUCCACCAAUUCUUGACCCUCGGUUGGAAGCUCUGUCUGCAGAUCUUUAUGCAUUGUCAAGAUAUCUUGAUGCCAACGGCCAAAUGAGUACAAAAGCCGUCACCUCAUCUGGCUCUGAGCCAGCUGAACAUCAACAGGAUCAAGCUGGUGAUUUAAUGCAACAGCUUCCUUCCAAUGAACCUGGUGCUUUGAUGCACCUUCUUGAAGAUGCUUCUAGGGAGGAUGAGGAAGAUUCAGAGACUAGGGAAUGCAAAUAUCUCUUCAGGAACAUUAAAUUCUUCUUAAGUCGUGAGUCUCCUAGAGAGUCGUUGCUGUUUAUCAUCCCUGCAUUUGGUGGCAAAGUUUCUUGGGAAGGUGCCGGUGCACCUUAUGAUGAGUCUGAACAAAGCAUCACUCAUCAGAUUGUUGAUAGGCCAACUCAAGGACAUAAGUUCCUUUCCAGAGAAUACAUCCAACCUCAGUGGGUUUAUGAUUGUAUAAAUGCACACAUCAUUUUACCUACUGAGAAAUAUAUUGUCGGAUGUGUACCUCCACCGCAUUUGUCUCCAUUUGUAGAUAAUGAUGCUGAGGGUCAUGUUCCUGAGUAUGCUGAAGCUAUUGAGCGACUAAAGGCUGCCGAAAGAAAGGAAGUCUUGCCAUUGCCUGGCAUGGGAAAAGAGGAUUUGGACGACCCUCAAAGUUUACUAGGCAUCAUUGAUCGGGCAGAAGCUAUCGAGGCUGCUAAGAAGAAACAGAAGAUGUUAAUGCAGGAGAAGAAGUACCAUGAAGAACUGAAGCUAGAGCUUCAAGGUGCUCAGUUGCCUUCUCUCCAAAGUGGCGUUGAAGUUGAGGAUGCUGAAGAAGAUGCUUUACCUGAUCUGCAACAAAGGGCCAAGGAUGCUGAUAGCAUGUCUGAGGUUUCUAUGUCGCGCAAGAAGAGGAAACUUCUAGAAGCAAUGAAGGUAAAAGAAAGAUAA